UGCUUUCCCCUAGCGGUUGAAUGAGCUGUCAGCAUAGCUGCAAUCUGGGUGACUGACACUAUCCGCGUCCAUCUUUCGAUUCCCGGGUAUGGAGCGCUCCGCCGUCCGCAUCCUCGGUUUUCUCCUCGCUUUAGCGACCACCAUCCUAGCCCAGGACCUCAUUAACGAUGAUGUCCGGCGUACCAUUGACCUGAGCAGUCACCUGGCCAAAGUGACGGCCGAGGUUACCCUUCAUAACCCUGGAACAGUGGCCGCUAAGUCCUUCUUGCUGGCCCUGGAGCCGGAGUUGGACAGCCACCUGGCUUAUAUAGGGGUGAAGGGAGAUGAAGAGGAGGAAGGUCUCUUGGAAAUGCAGGAAACAAGAGUUAAAGGGAAAAGUGGAAAAUACUUUUCAGUGAUACUUUCAUCCCCCCUUGCCCCUGGAGCCAAGACAAAAGUCUCCAUCGAAACAAUCUUCACACAUGUGCUUCAGCCCUACCCAACUCAGAUCACGCAGGCGGAGAAGCAGUUUGUAGUCUUCGAAGGGAACCAUUAUUAUUACUCGCCCUACAAGACCAAGUCUCAGACAACUCGUGUUAAGCUCGCUUCCAGAAACGUGGAGACUUACACCAAGCUUGGCAACCCCUCCCGGUCUGAAGACCUUAUUGAGUAUGGUCCGUUUAAAGAUAUUGCACCUUAUAGUCAGGAUCCCUUAAAAGUUCACUAUGAAAACAAUAGCCCUUUCCUCACAAUAUCCAGCAUGACCCGUCUUAUUGAGGUGUCUCAUUGGGGGAAUAUUGCUGUAGAGGAGACAGUUGACCUGAAGCAUACUGGCGCUGAUUUGAAAGGACCCUUCUCACGAUACGAUUACCAGAGGCAGCCGGACAGUGGGAUAUCAUCUGUCAAGUCAUUUAAGACCAUCCUCCCUGCUGCUGCCCAAGAUGUGUAUUACAGGGAUGAGAUUGGUAAUAUCUCUACCAGCCACCUGCUUAUUCUGGAUGAUUCUGUAGAAAUGGAAAUCCGCCCCAGGUUUCCCCUCUUUGGGGGCUGGAAAACUCAUUACAUGAUUGGCUACAACCUGCCAAGCUACGAGUACCUCUACAAUCUAGGGGACCAGUACGCCUUGAAGAUGAGGUUUAUUGAUCAUGUUUUUGAUGAGCAAGUUGUGGAUUCACUAACUGUGAAGAUAAUACUACCAGAAGGUGCCAAAAAUAUCCAUGUAGACAAUCCUUAUGAUAUUAACCGGGCCCCUGACGAACUUCAUUACACAUACUUGGAUACCUUUGGCCGCCCAGUUAUUGUCGCACAUAAAAACAAUCUGGUGGAGCAGCACAUACAGGACGUUGUGGUACAUUAUACAUUCAAUAAGAUCUUGAUGCUCCAGGAACCUUUGUUGGUGGUCGGUCUUUUCUACAUCUUGUUCUUUACAGUCAUCCUCUACGUGCGGCUAGACUUCUCCAUAACCAAGGACCCAGCUGCAGAGGCUCGCAUGAAGGCUGCCUGCAUUACAGAGCAGAUCUUGACCCUGGUAAACAAGCGCCUCGGACUGUACCGCCAUUUUGAUGAGGCCGUGAACAAAUACAAGCAGUCUCGUGAUGCCUCCACACUUCAUAGCGGAAAGAAAACUCUGGAGACCGAACACAAAAACCUGACAAAUGAAAUUGCCUCCCUACAGUCUAAGCUUAAAGCUGAAGGCUCUGACUUAUGUGAUAAAGUGGGAGAGAUCCAGAAGCUGGAUGCACUUUUAAAGGAGAUUGUACUGAAAUCUUCUGCCGAAGCUGAGCGCCUCGUUGCUGGCAAGCUGAAGAAAGACACUUAUAUUGAGAAUGAGAAGCAGCACGCAAACAGGCGGCAAGAGCUGGUCAACAAAAUUGACAACAUCCUUGAUGCUUUGUAACUAAAAAAAUUACAAAAUGAUUAAAAAAAAGCUUGUGAGAUUACGGCACAACUGUGUUACACACGGAGCCAAAUCAAUGCUCUAAUUCUGUCUUGUCUUUUGUUUUGUUUGUUUUUUAUAAAAGCCUGUUUUGGACUUGCUAUAUACUGCAGGUGCCAUUGAUCAGAGACCUUCAUUUGACGGUGACCUUUAUCUGUCUGCACUGCCGUCCUGUCUGUGACAUGGGAAAUUUCUAAACCAGAAGGAUUUUUUUUUUUAGUAGGCCAUUUAUUUACAGACAUUGUGUAGCUCGUGAUAAAACAGUGUGCCCUGGAGAAUUAUUUUUUAUAUGUAAUUUUUCAUUUGGCAGGGAAGAGGGCAAAAAAGGGGGUGGCAAAAUCAGAGUACCUGGAAUUAUGAACCGAACACAAAUCUGAUUGUUCCCUAGUCCGAGGGGUUGUAAUAAAUACUCGGUUAAAUCAAUUUCCAUUUUUAUGUGAAACAAAGUGAAUCCUUCUACUUCAAAAAGAGGUUUUUGUAUAUGGAGGGAGACCAUAGGUUUUAUAAGUUUCAAAUUCUUUAUGGCACUUUUUACAAUUGUGUGUUUGCCUCUCCUGAGACUCAUUGUUUGAGAUCUGUACUAUGCUGGUCAGCUGUAAUUUUGUUUUCACUUAUGUGACCAAAGGUUAAUAAACAUGGGAUUCUGGGAA
This is a messenger RNA of Bombina bombina (fire-bellied toad), 2565 nucleotides long. RefSeq names its product ribophorin I (gene RPN1). Gene Ontology annotation, cellular component: oligosaccharyltransferase complex; membrane. The transcript is spliced from 9 exons. The coding region runs from base 89 to 1876 and encodes 595 amino acids. Lineage: Eukaryota; Metazoa; Chordata; Amphibia; Anura; Bombinatoridae. The record is from RefSeq and is a predicted model, not a curated record.